AUGCUGAAGGGGUCGAAUCUAUCCCUGAAUCUUGAGAACGCGGGUUGGAGAAGUAGCGGCGGACCCUUCGAUGACGGGAUGAACAUCAAGAAGGCAAAGGAGGUAGAGGAUGAUACCUUUGUUCUUGACUGGGCGGCAAGAUCAGCUCCUGUAACAUACCCGCGAUGCGCGAGAGGGGAAGCGCCGAAACGGACGGGCAGACCGGACCUUUAUCUCUCAAAGCCUCUGGACUUCAAUAUAGUCUACCCAUUCAUUCGCACCUUCGUUGGCGAUUUCUUUACUAGAAAACAAUCCCGCUUGUAUAAGCUAUCACAAUUAGCCAUGACUGCGAUCCUUCAAACUUUCGCUUGUUUCUUUUCCCUUUCGAUCGCCUUCGCGCUGCCAUCUAACCUGGUAAGGCUACCUCUAGCCAAACGAGACGUCGAAAGCAUUCCAUCAGAAGUCAACACAACAAUACGAAACCCUCUCACAGCACAGCCUGUCGCAUGUCUCGAUACCCGCCGGCUACCAACGCUGGUCCCAUCAGAUUGCGGCUACGUCCUCAACUUCAUUAUCCUCCAGGAGCCCAACGUCUUUGCAAAGCGCGUUUUCAUUCGCAACUCAUACCAGACCGAAGCCAGGGGAUACGCUCGAUCUCGAUGGCAGUACGGCAGUUGCGAAGUUUCAGUCUACGGUCCUCCAGGUGCCAGGCAGCUGCUCACUUUCCUCGAGGUCGCUUUUACGGCGGACAAUAUCGUUCGUGAGUGUGUCACUGGUUUUGUGGAUCCGAUAGGGGGCGUGAGUCUUGUAGGCGAUGCGAGCGAAGCGUUUUAUGUUUAUCUUCGGGGUCAUGUGGAGCCUGAAAGCAUUUCUGCUAAGAACUCCACUAUUUCUCAGCGGCCAGCUGUCAGCGUGUCUAGGCGAACGAUGCGAUCUCAAAAGGACUCUGAAAAUGGUGCAGGAUCUCAGAGAGUAGAGACCAGGGAUCCUUCGAUGGGCGCGUCUCGCGUGUCCAAUCUCCCCACUGUCACUUCGAACUUCACCCUCAGUCCAGCGGCGCUUCCCAGGUACCCAGUACACUGCUUCAACCCCUUCAUUAUCCAUUUACAGCCCGCCGCAGCAACAGACUGCGGCGUGAUCAUCAACCAAGUCAUCCUUCGCCUGUUCGACCCGACGAGCCAGUUGAAUUUUGGCUUCACAGACGCUGCAGAUGUCGAUUUGUCAAAGCCAGAGUAUCAGAAAUGGCAGUAUGGACAAUGCAUGAUAUCCGUGAAGAAUAACAAUGUGGCUCAAGUUGAUACCUUCCGGCUGCUUGAUGUAGCAACGACCGCGAGAAGGAUCAGCACGCAAUGCCUAGUCAACACGCAAGACAAGAUCGGUGGCGUUGCGAGUAUUGGUACUGAUGGGAGAGGCUUCUAUGUUUAUGUUGGCGGUCGGUUAGCUUCGAGCCCCGCCUUAAGUGAUCUGACGCUUUUGCGCGAGAGUACUGGGGCAGAGAGCUUUUAG
Messenger RNA from Letharia lupina, 1485 nucleotides. RefSeq lists its product as uncharacterized. Bases 1 to 1485 code for a protein of 494 amino acids. The record is from RefSeq and is a predicted model, not a curated record. NCBI's taxonomy places the organism in Eukaryota, Fungi, Ascomycota, Lecanoromycetes, Lecanorales, Parmeliaceae. The transcript is spliced from 2 exons.